Molecule: messenger RNA, 751 nt
Organism: Halichondria panicea
Lineage: Eukaryota; Metazoa; Porifera; Demospongiae; Suberitida; Halichondriidae
Exons: 3
Coding region: 9-638 (209 amino acids)
Source: RefSeq, a predicted model, not a curated record
AAUACAAUAUGGACUACACUGUCAGUGUUAUGGCUACCAACUGUGCUGGGAACAGUACAACUGCUGACUACAACUUCAGAGUAGGCGGUUGUCCUGUGCUGACCAACCCCAUAAAUGUAGCCUUUGGACCAACCACCAGCAGAUUACCAGGAUCAACAGUAACCAUCCAGUGUGAUGCUGGGUAUGUGUCUGCUGUUACAAUGGUGACAUGUGAGGGUACACUGAUGUGGAGUCCAGACCCUGAGGCUAUUGAGUGUACAUCACUAACCACACCCACUCCCACAACUCCCCCUCCAAUAAACUGCACGGCUUCACUAUCCCCACCACUUGAACCAACUACAGCUGCUCCAUGUAAUUGUAAUUGUAAUUGCGCCAGCCUAUCUGAAGGGAGUCGAUUUGAUGCAGCUGUCUCCAUCAGCGUAGUUGUCACGGCAAUUGUGUUCACAAUAAUAGGAUUAUUUGUGGGACUCUUGAUAAUGUAUUUGUUCAUGCAUAAGAAGAAUGUGUACUCCCCGUCAGCUAAAGAGCAAGCUAACGUAGGACCCACUGCACCAGCUGGUCCUGUUUAUGAGGAGGUGUCACCCAAAGAGGAGAUUGAACUGAAUACUAACCAAGCGUACGGACCUGUAGGACUGUAAAAACUCUCAUCAACAGUGUAGAUAUAAUAUACAUGUAAACAAUUAAUAUAGCACUAUACAUCCGUUUAUCAACAACUUAAGAACAAUGUAAACAAUAACAUUGUUCAUUAAAA